GCUCAGCUGGAGAUGGCAUCUUUGCGAGCAGCCUCACAGUUCUGAUCGGAACGACUUCCAGACUUGUACAGAAAGGGGGGAAAGAAAAGGGUUCUGUUUCGGCUGGGAGUGGAAGCAGAGGGAAAAACAAGCUCUCAUUCAGUAAAGCUUGGACUUAAUUGGAAAGGACAGGUCAUGUUCUUCCCAGAUGUAGGUUAGAUGGAAGGCACCACAAGCUGUCAAUGAGAGAUUGUGUAAGGACCAUAAGACUGUAACCACUGGAGAUUCUCUAGAUAUAACUCCGUGCGCGCUUUCUCUCUCAACAAUGGAUAUUGGAAAAACGAGCGUCAGCAUCAAUAAGGCUAUUAAUGCACAGGAAGUCGCAGUGAAGGAAAAACAUGCCAGAACAUGCAUUCUUGGUACGCAUCAUGAGAAAGGCGCUCACACAUUCUGGUCAGUAGUGAAUCGAUUGCCGCUGUCCAGCAAUGCAGUCCUCUGCUGGAAAUUUUGCCAUGUAUUUCACAAGCUGCUUCGUGAUGGACAUCCAAGUGUUCUUUUGGACUCGAUGCGAUAUAAGAAUGAGCUGAAUGACAUGAGCAGAAUGUGGGGUCACUUAAGUGAAGGUUAUGGGAGACUGAGUUGUAUCUACCUCAAACUGUUAAUAACAAAGAUGGAAUUCCACAGUAAAAAUCCGAGAUUCCCAGGAAAUCUCCAGAUGACAGACAGGCAACUUGAAGAGACAGGCGAAAAUGAUGUAAAUAACUUUUUUCAGCUGACAGUGGAAAUGUUUGAUUAUCUGGAAUGUGAGCUCAACCUUUUCCAGGCAGUCUUCAGUUCCCUGGACAUGUCAAGAUCAGUGUCUGUAACAGCAGCUGGUCAGUGUCGAUUAGCUCCUCUAAUACAGGUUAUUCUCGACUGCAGUCACCUGUAUGACUACACGGUUAAACUCCUCUUCAAGUUACACUCCUGUCUCCCAGCAGAUACUUUACAAGGCCAUAGAGACCGAUUCCAUGAGCAGUUCAGAAAACUGAAAGAAUUAUUUUAUAGAUCCAGUAACUUACAAUAUUUCAAGCGGCUGAUCCAGAUUCCGCAGCUCCCGGAGAAUGCUCCAAACUUUCUGCGAGCGUCAGCACUGUCAGAGCAUGUCAGCCCUGUUGUGGUCAUUCCUGUUGAGUCCACCUCACCUGACAGUGAGCCAGUUGCGGAAACAGAUGACCUAGUCGAGAUGAACUCAUCAUCCCAGCAGAAUUUAUUUGACAAUAAAUUUGAUGACCUCUUUGGAAGUCCUGGGCCAACUGACCCUUUCAAUUUUAACAACCAGAAUGGGAUGUCGAAGGAUGACAGGGACAAGUUGAUUGAACAACUCAAUGGGGAAAUUGCGUCACUGAAGGAAGAAAUGGCGAAUUUUAAAAUCGAGAGCAAACGCUUGAUCUCACAGUUGAGGGGUCGAAUCAGUGAGUUAGAAGCAGACCUGGCUGAACAGCAGCACCUGAAGCAACAAGCAUUGGAUGAGAAUGAGUUUCUAAAGGCUGAACUUGAGGAGGUGAAGAAAAGGCAAGAUGACACCGAGAAAGCCCAGAAGACCCUCACAGAGAUCGAACGGAAAGCUCAAGCCAAUGAACAAAGAUACACAAAAUUAAAGGAGAAGUACACUGAAUUGGUUCAGAAUCAUGCAGAUCUGCUGCGGAAGAAUGCAGAUGUAACAAAGCAAAUGACAUCCUUUCGUCAAACACAAGAGGACAUGGAACAGGUGAAGAAGGAGCUAGAGGAAACUGUGCAUCAGUUGAAAGAAGAUAUUCAGCAAAAAGAUCAGGAGCAGAGUUGUGUCCUAGAAGCUCUGCAGAAGGAACUGAAAUCGAGAAAGGAGGAGGUAGAGUCUCUGAAAACUUCACAUGCAGACUCUGAAAAGGUGAGCACAGGGAUGGCAUCAACAAUUGAAUCCCUAACGUCAGAGAAGAAGGCGCUGUCUGAGGCUGUGGAUCAGAAGGAGAGCAUGUUAACUGCACUACAAGAUGAGCUACAGCAGCUAAAGGAUGCUCUGUCAGCAGAGAGGGACAGUACCAACCAAACAGUUGAGGGGCUGCAGAACCAGCUGAACGAAAAAGAGAACCAUGAACAGUCUCUGGAGAAGCAGUUACUCGAUGAGCAGUUUGCUCUACUGUGCUGUACUUUGGAGGAGGCAGAGGGAAUUGUACAGGAUGCACUCAGCAGGUUGGAUGAUCCCCUUCAUGUUGGCUGCACAAGUUCUGCAGAUUAUCUCAUCACAAGAAGCCAGGUUGCACUGGAUUCCCUCAACAGGCUACAGGAUGGACACGCACAGUAUCUGUCUGACAGAUCAGAUGUCAGAAACCUUUUGCAGUCAGUCACUCUUUUUACCCAUUUGAUGGGGGACACCAUUGUCCAGGGCAGUGCCACCUCCCACAUGGUGCCAAUGGAACAGGCAGACCGUCUGUUGGAAGCGUGUAAGCAAUGUGGUAGUGAGGUACUUGCCUACUUUUCCAGUUUGAAGGACGCAACAACUUUGAGCAAAGCAGAUUGCACAAAAGUGAGAGAAAGUCUGAACCAGAUAAACACAAUAGGAGAGGAGCUGAGGCCUAAAGGAAGAGACAUCAAACAAAAAGAGCUGGGGGACCUGGUGGAACAGGAGAUGGCUGCCACAUCAGCAGCUGUUGAAGCUGCUACUACACGGAUUGAGGAAAUGCUAAGCAAGUCAAGAGCAGGAGACACGGGUGUGAAGCUGGAGGUGAAUGAGAGAAUCCUUGAGUCUUGCACUGACUUGAUGCAUGCAGUUAAAAUGUUGGUUCUGACAUCGAAGGAUCUACAGAGAGAUAUAGUGGAGAGUGGAAGGGGGGCAGCAUCUCAAAAAGAGUUCUAUGCCAAGAAUUCCAGGUGGACUGAAGGCCUCAUCUCUGCAUCAAAGGCUGUAGGCUGGGGAGCCACUGUGUUGGUAGAUGCUGCAGACAUGGUUGUCCAGGGAAAGGGGAAAUUUGAAGAGUUGAUGGUUUGUUCUCAUGAAAUCGCAGCCAGUACCGCACAACUGGUAGCUGCCUCCAAGGUGAAAGCAGAUAAAGACAAUGCUAACCUUGGAAAACUGCGGCAGGCGUCUAAGGGAGUAAAUGAGGCCACGGCCAGUGUAGUGGCUUCCACAAAAUCAGGAAAAUCCCAGAUUGAGGAAACAGACACAAUGGAUUUCUCAAGCAUGACACUGACACAAAUCAAGCGACAGGAGAUGGACUCACAGGUUCGUGUUCUAGAACUGGAGAGCGAAUUACAGAAAGAGAGGCAGCGCUUGGGAGGACUGCGUAAAAAACAUUAUGAGCUGGCUGGAGUUUCUGAAGGCUGGGAUGAAGAUACUAAGUAAGCCCAGAGUGGAAAAGAACGAGCAGAAAUUUGAAGAAUACCACCUCAAGUCUGAGACUGAAUAAUGCAGACUCUCUUACACAAACAAAACCCAGUUAAUCCUCUCCAGCAUCGAGGGAUCAGUGCAGUUACCAUGAACUUUGACUAGGACUGAUCCUACAGUUCUGUAUCAGUGUUUUCCACUUGUAUUCUGGAUCCUAUUUCUAUCGAGAUGAGAUGGUCAUGUUCCUUUAUUUAUUAUAUGUAUAUUUUUCCUUUAUAUUUGCACAGUAGUGGUAAAUAUUGUAUUGUGUUAGUGUUUAUGUUUCCAACAUCCACCAAGUCUUGGUUUAACUAUUGAUACCCCUUUUGUUGGCACCUACCAGUAAAUUGCUAGCAAAAUGUGGGAAUGUCAUAACAAUUCAAGCAUCUUGCUUUCCCUUUCAUUUUAAACACUGGAUUAGUGGUUACAGGUAUCAUUUACGAUAGUAUUAAGCUAUAAAGACCAGAAAAGCCUAGAUCUGCUAUUUCUCAGUUUGCUGGUCCAGCAUGGGGCAGCAGCUGGUGUCUGUGCCAGUAAGUUAGGUAGAGGUAGGAAAAGAAUGAGCUAUCCUUCCAGUUCCUGCUAGUUGUUAUGUACUCUGUUAAAAGGUGGAAAUGGUAUGUGUGAUGCCCUUCAGCAUCAACUUGCUCAAUAAUCUUUACUGCCCUGGGACUAAAAGGGAGUGCCCGUUUGGUAAGUGCUGUUAGAAGAUGGGCAGCAUCCGCUUGGACCCGUGACAUGCAUAACUUCAUACCAGUGCCUGAAGCAGCAGUGAUGAGAAGGUAAAUUAUUUGGUCAUCCUGAUUAUCACAAAAAAAAUGACGUACCAGCCGUUCAAAGUCUUCAACAAUAGCUCGUCACCCAGGAAAGAAACUUGUAGAUGCUUCUCCCAGAUUUCUGUUAAUUGUCACAUCACAUGUCAUUGCAAGGCACUUCAUGGCACAGAGGCAUACCGGAUAUCCCAACUGGUCUUUGCUCCAUAGGAGCCUCCUUCUAUUUUACUUUAUCUCACUUUAUUAUCAUACCCUUUUAUUCUUCUCUCCUGUAAGUAGUUAUUGAGUUACCCAAUGUGCUAUUUUAUUUGGCUGCUAAGAGCAUCUUUAGAAAUCAUUUAUGUUUGAUUUUCUCCAUUCCCUCAUAAUGAAUGCCUGGUAGAACAUGCUGCAGUGGUGACCUUCUCAGGGGCCAAGCUAUUAUCACACUGAGGAAUUACAGAAAAAGACAUGAAAGUGUCAAAUGGACACAGUUUUCAUUCUAUUUAAUCUCCAUUUCCAAAAAAAUGGAACAUUUAACUCACGUGGUCAGUUGGAUGUGUUUGUGUAAUAUUGUUAAAGCCCUGAAAUAGUAUCCCAUAGGACAAAUAUUGCAAUAUUGCUGUGAAAUUCAAUGUCUUGGAAGAGAAAUGAAAACACAACAUUUCUCAACAGUUUAUCAGUUAGUGCCUGCGAAACAAUAAUGUAUUGUCACUCUUGAAGUAACCAUUGUACUGGUGAAGGGGUUACACUAGUUAAAUCGAGAAAACAUUUGGUUUUAUAGCUGUUUGGGUUGAAAUGUGUUUUUAAAGUCUAGUGCAGACCAAAUGAACAAUUAUUAUUUCCCCUGACAAUUCUGCUAGAAGUAUUUCAAAGUGUCUUUAUUAUUAUCUCCCCUGAGAAUGUCAGGGAUAUUUUUAUUUCCUCUUCAUAAAUUGUAAAGACAUUUCUUUGAGACAGAAAGUUUGAACUGCGUUGGUCAAUGGUCUGUUACAUCGGUUAUGCUAGCCCCCUUCUCCACAUCUUGUAUAUGAUAUCUGCUGAGUGUGUUUUCCCUUUCAUUGUGAACUGUGACUUUUCAUUUGCAGGAAUUAAAUUGUGGCAUUACUGUCUAAUCCCUUGCACACUUACAGAAGCGAUACCUGCAUUCAAGCUCUUGUUAUGGACUUGUUUCAACUUUGUACACGCCCGACUUUAUACUUUUUAAUAUUUGUUUAAGGUCAUAAAAAUGGAGAUUUUCA
Molecule: messenger RNA, 5354 nt
Organism: Stegostoma tigrinum
Lineage: Eukaryota; Metazoa; Chordata; Chondrichthyes; Orectolobiformes; Stegostomatidae
Gene: hip1
Product: huntingtin interacting protein 1
Exons: 31
Coding region: 305-3340 (1011 amino acids)
Biological process (GO): clathrin coat assembly; endocytosis; actin filament organization
Cellular component (GO): extrinsic component of postsynaptic membrane; presynapse; actin cortical patch
Molecular function (GO): clathrin light chain binding; clathrin-cargo adaptor activity; phosphatidylinositol-3,4-bisphosphate binding
Source: RefSeq, a predicted model, not a curated record